Erythranthe guttata (spotted monkey flower) is the source of this 804-nucleotide messenger RNA. The record is from RefSeq and is a predicted model, not a curated record. NCBI's taxonomy places the organism in Eukaryota, Viridiplantae, Streptophyta, Magnoliopsida, Lamiales, Phrymaceae.
AAACAAUACAACUUCACUAUACCUCAACUCUCAUAAAUACCUCGUCCACGAAAUCAACUAUACCAAAGAUACCAUCCGUCUUGCUAUUCCUAAUGUCACACUAAUUGAGAGUUGCUCAUUCCCCAAAUACCCUUUAUUCGAUGACAUGUUUUAUUCCUAUUACUACUAUGUGGCAAACAGUGUUCCAAUUAGUUUUAUGAGCUGCCCAUAUCCAGUUAAUAGUUCGAACCUUUUGGAAAUUACUUCUCAUUGUGCAGACAAAAAAUUAUAUGGUGUGAAUGGAAGUCGCGCAUAUAUAAUAUUUGGCAAAGAUGUACACCAAGUAAAGGAUAUGUGCGAAAUAGACCUGGUGGUGAUGACUUCACUGCCACUUAAAAUAAAAGAGAAUGUUUCCUUUUCAACUAUGCACAAAGCUCUGCUAAAUGGUUUUGAGGUUUCGUGGAUUUUGCCUUUGAGCAAUGAAUGUGUACUCAGUCCAAUUGGUGGAUACAAUUUUUGCGCUGACUUCCCAGCUUGGUUGGCCCAUGCUCUUCAAUGGAUCCUGUACAUUCUUUGGGAUGGCAUAGGUGAGUAUCAAAUUGUUGAAUAUAUAUUUUUAUAUUUUCAAUUGUUCUUAUCCAUUAACAUAUCUUUAUAGAUAGCACUUUGUCCCCUGAAUUUUAGCUUGUUUUGCGUUUAGGCAUUUUUAUAAAUAUGGAUUUUUUGAUAUAGACCCCUCAUAAAUUGUUUUAAUAUAAAGAGGUCUAUUUAUAUUUUCUCCAUUUAAACUCACGAUAUUUUUUAAUCUCAAAAUUACGGUUCAAC